UAUAGUUUGGGUGGUUGUUGAAUUAUCGGGAAGACCAAAGAAAUGUAGAAUUGAAGACCCUAACCGACGUCGUUAUAAGCAGUAACUGGGGCGGAUCAAGUUUUCCAGAGUAGCUGAGGGGAAAAAACAAAAAGGCGAAAAUGGAGGAAGCGAAAGGAGUGGUAAAGCAUGUAUUGGUAGCUAAGUUCAAAGAAGGGAUUUCCCAAGAUGAAAUUGAGAAACUGAUUAAAGGAUAUGCAAAUCUCGUCAAUCUAAUCGAACCCAUGAAAGCUUUCCACUGGGGUACAGAUGUGAGUAUUGAGAACCUGCACCAAGGUUUCACUCAUGUAUUUGAAUCAACCUUUGAGAGUACAGAAGGUGUUGCGGAGUAUGUAGCUCAUCCUGCUCAUGUUGAAUUUGCCAAUUUGUUCUUGCCUGCUUCGGAGAAAGUUAUUGUGAUUGACUACAAGCCCACCAUUGUUCGCCUCUGAACCGUGAGCCUAAUCAAUAUCAAUCAACUUUCAUUUAGCUACUUUUAUUUUCAGAUGGAAGUUUGUGAAGUAUUGCAUCACUGUCUAUCUUAUGAAACUGCUUGUCAAAGAACUCCCUGCAGUUCUCUUACAUGUUCAUGGUUCUUUCUGUGAAUUGGAUUGUAGGAAAAUAAUAUGCAAUUUUUUUUCUCUUUUA
Jatropha curcas is the source of this 666-nucleotide messenger RNA. Its product is annotated as stress-response A/B barrel domain-containing protein HS1. Gene Ontology annotation, biological process: pollen tube adhesion. The record is from RefSeq and is a predicted model, not a curated record. NCBI's taxonomy places the organism in Eukaryota, Viridiplantae, Streptophyta, Magnoliopsida, Malpighiales, Euphorbiaceae.